Molecule: messenger RNA, 1209 nt
Organism: Dromiciops gliroides (monito del monte)
Lineage: Eukaryota; Metazoa; Chordata; Mammalia; Microbiotheria; Microbiotheriidae
Gene: TMT1B
Product: methyltransferase like 7B
Molecular function (GO): S-adenosylmethionine-dependent methyltransferase activity
Source: RefSeq, a predicted model, not a curated record
AUGGUAAAAGAAAUUCCACACCUUUCCAUCGACAUUCAAGCACAUGCCAUGGAGGAGGCCACAAAGCCAAGGAUCCCUUUUUGGUUCCAACAGCAGUACUUCCUAGAGAGCCUUCUAUGGUUGUCCUGGUUUUUUGUUCUCCAGGUUGUCCUGUGUCUCCUAACUCUGCCUCACCUGCUUGCCCUGUUCGGCUUGCAGCCCAUGUGGAGUAAGUACUUCUAUCUCAUGUUGGUCCUCCUCCCAGGAGAAAACCAGAAGAUGAGGGGUCAGAAACGGGAGCUUAGCCAGAUAAAGCAGCUGGCGGGAGCCUCUGGGAAGGUGACUUUUCUAGACCUUGGCUGCGGUAGUGCCAACUUUGAGUUCUACCCGGCCAGCUGCAGGGUCACCCUCGUAGAGCCCAACCCCCAUAAAGGAGUAUGGCCAAAAAACAAGCACCUUCAAUGUGAAGAGUUCUUAGUGGCUCCGGUGGAGGACCUGAGUCAAGUGGCUGAUGGCUCCGUGGAUGUGGGUACCCUGGUCCUGUGCUCAUUCCAGAGCCCCAGGAGGCUCCUACAAAGAAAUUCAGAGGGUGCUAAAACCGGAGGCAUCUUGUUUUGGGGGGAGCACUUGGCUGAGCCCCCCAAAAGUUGAACCUUGAUGUGGCAGACGGGGGACUCAGCCAAGCCCACCUGGAAGCACAUUGGCAAUGGCUGCUAUCUCAUCAGGGAGACCUGGAAAGAGCUGGAGAGAGCCAAGUUUUCUGAACUACAACUUGAAUGGCAACCCCCUCCCAUCAAGUGGCUACCAGUGGGUCCCCACAUCAUGGGACUGGGCACAAGACAAUCAACUGGGCUUUUCUGUCCCUCUCUUUUCCUACCCCAGCCUGUUCUUUCUCUUACCGAGAGUACCCCGGGAAAGGAAAUGCCUUUGACCUCUCUCAUCUCUCCUGCUUCUCCUUCCUUAGUUGCUGCUAUCUCACCAGGCCCCCUCUUCCUCUCGAACAGCCCCUCUCAACUAUCCCUCCCUUGGCUCUACCACCAAACCUCUCCUCCUCUUGACCUGUUGUUUUAGGAAUUGAUUUCUGUAUUCAAGUGUAGACUUCUCUAUACAUACCUCUCUCCUCUCCUCUCUCUUCCUCCUCUUUUCCUUUCUCUCCUCUUUCUCCUUAAUUCCCCAGGCUGUUAAUUCAGUCUUCCUUCCUCCCACUCAGGUUUCUUCUGCUCCCCCCAG